Molecule: messenger RNA, 5517 nt
Organism: Onychostoma macrolepis
Lineage: Eukaryota; Metazoa; Chordata; Actinopteri; Cypriniformes; Cyprinidae
Gene: irf2bpl
Product: interferon regulatory factor 2 binding protein-like
Biological process (GO): regulation of transcription by RNA polymerase II
Cellular component (GO): nucleus
Molecular function (GO): transcription corepressor activity
Source: RefSeq, a predicted model, not a curated record
GUUUUAUUUAAAGGUAACCAUUCAGAGGCUGAUAGAUAUGCAAAACCCCAGAAAUAUUCUUUAAUCAUCAUCUUUAAUCAUCUUAUUUAUUAAAUCACUUAAUGAUAUCAGAACAUCUGCAGUAGAUGUAAACAUUGUUAAUGUUUAAGGAAGUCUGUUUAAGGAUGUCAUGGGGCAUAGAUGUUAAUUCAAAUGCCCAAGAAUGUCUUUUGUUUAAAAUAUGUCCACAGUAUGCUUAUUUUUAGUUUAAAUCACACAUGCAUUUUGCUGGUGUAAGCAUUUUUAUAACAUGAUCUUCCAUUAUUAAUAGUACCACAGCAUAUCAAGCUUAUGGACAUUUUAGAAGCAGUAAGAACAGACGCUCUGGAAGAAACAUGAAUACCUCAGAUUUUCCACCCACAACUCUGGCUCUUGUAUUCUGAGAGCGAUCAGCCAGCGAGUUAUGGCAAGUAGCUUGAACAUUUACUUAUUUAUUCUUUUUAAAAUUAUUUUUAUAAAAAUUCAUAAAUAAAAAAAACCUGUUUUUAAUUACUGGUAUGUGAUCGAAUAUCCAAUUUCAAUUUCACUAGUAACUUUUCAUUUUAUAGCCUAGUAUUCAUUCCAGUAGUGGCGAGUAUAAAUUAGUAAUAUAUAAUAGUUAAUAAUUAUUCAUUAGAUACUAGUACCUAUUAACUAUUGCUACUGGUCAUUAUCCCAGUAGUGUCAAGGAACUAUUUUUACUGAUAAGAAAUUGCAUUUUUUAUAUUUUUCAAUAUCUAUUUAUUUAUUCAUUUUUGACAUUGACUUGUAUAGAAUCUGUUUUUCAGAUAUGCAUAUAAUUAUUCAUGGUGUCUAUUCCAGAUUUACUAGUAACUAUUCCUUAGUUUUUAGUAAUUAUUUCCUAGAUACAGUCCAGUACUUAUUAGAAACUCUUGAUACUAAUAACACACAAAAAUGUUACUUGCCACUAAUACAAUAGUGAUUACAAGCAAAUAAAUAAAUAGUAUAUAAUGAAUAAUUACUGAAUAGUUAUUGGAUUUACCUAAAAGUGCUAGUAACAUAAAAAUAGAUACUGGUAUGUUUUGAAUCAUAAAUGUUGAACCGGCUUGCCGUACAUGGUGGCGGUGCGCGUUUCUCGGUCCAUUCAGAAGAUUUGUUAGGGAGUGGUUAGCGCAUGCGCACUAGCAUGGCAACAAGUGGCUUGUCAUUUGUAACAGAAAAAGGAACUGCGGAACGUGGUGCUGACGUCACCGGCCCAGCCAGGUGGCAUUCCGAGAAGCAGAAGAGGCGCAUUCGCCUCCUAGUAACCGUAUAACGGAUCCGAGAGGAGCAGCUCAACAUGUCUUCGGCGCAGGUCUCCUCGUCGAGGAGACAGUCGUGUUAUCUGUGCGACCUGCCGCGCAUGCCGUGGGCGAUGAUUUGGGAUUUUACGGAGCCCGUGUGCAGGGGUUGCGUGAACUACGAGGGCGCGGAUCGGAUCGAGUUUGUUAUCGAGACGGCGCGCCAUCUGAAGCGGGCUCAUGGCUUCCAGGAAGGGAGAUCCCCUGGUCCAGCGCCGCCGCCUGCGGUGAAAGCACAAGCGGGCAUGUCGUCCAAGGAGUCGGUGCAGAUGAAUCAUGUGGACGGCUCGUCCAAACAGCAGCAGCAGCAGCAGCAACAACAACAGCCCGGCUUGGACCGAUACGCGCUCGGAACCGAGAGAUCGCGCUUUGAUUAUUCCAGCAUCGGCGCGCACAGGCUUCCGAACGGACUCGGCGGACCGAACGGCUUCCCCAAAUCAGACGACGGACCCCCCGAGCUGAACCGACAGAGCCCUAACUCGCGUCGGAAUCACGGGCUGGUGGCAGUGUCUGGGCAGAUGAGCGUGCCGCCGAACCUCCUCCCGCAGACUCUCCUGAACGGCCCACCAUCAGCGGCGAGCAUAGCCCAGCACAGCCUGUCUGGACGAGCCCCUCCAGCCUCGGCCAGCAUCGGACCGGCGCUUGCGCUCUCCGAGCAAGGUAAAAGACCCGGUUCUGUGUCCAGCACGGACCAAGAGAGAGAUCUAAAAGAGAAGCAGCGUAACGCAGAGGCUCUGGCUGAACUUAGUGAAAGUUUGAGGAACAGAGCAGAGGAUUGGGCAAGCAAACCCAAGAUAGUGAGGGACACACUGAUCACACUUUCCAAUUGCACUCCGUUUGAUGUGAGGUUCAAGAAAGAUCAUUCCCUUCUAGGUAGGGUGUUUGCUUUCGAUGCUAUUUCCAAGCCCGGCAUGGACUAUGAACUGAAAAUCUUUAUUGAGUACCCCAGUGGAUCUGGUAAUGUGUUUUCCAGUGCGUCCGGUGUGGCUAAACAGAUGUACCAGGACUGCAUGAAAGACUUCGGCAGAGGGCUUUCCUCCGGCUUUAAGUAUCUGGAAUAUGAGAAAAAGCACGGCUCUGGCGACUGGAGGCUCCUGGGUGAUUUACUCCCGGAGUCUGUGCGUUUCUUUAAGGAGGGGCGGGGUGAAAUGCUGCCCCAGCCUUACAUCGACGCCAGCUGCCCUCUGCUGCCUUCAGCACUGGUCAACAUGCCCCGGGCCGUGGCGUCGGGCAGUGCGCUCAGGACUGGCGUGCGCAAACGCAAAGCCUCCCGGAACCGGACUCGGGGAGGGGAGCAGCAGAGACAGCAGUGGAUGGCAAGUCAAAGCGAGGCGCUUAAACUGACCAUGGCGUCCGGCUCGUUCGCAGCCUCUCACGGCGGACCUCCGCCCCUGGGGUCGGUGCACUCCAGCCGAGCCACCCCACCCGAAUCGGCCCCACAGAACGGACAGUCCCCAUGGCUGCGCUCAUGUCGACGGAUCCGAGAGGAGCAGCUCAACAUGUCUUCGGCGCAGGUCUCCUCGUCGAGGAGACAGUCGUGUUAUCUGUGCGACCUGCCGCGCAUGCCGUGGGCGAUGAUUUGGGAUUUUACGGAGCCCGUGUGCAGGGGUUGCGUGAACUACGAGGGCGCGGAUCGGAUCGAGUUUGUUAUCGAGACGGCGCGCCAUCUGAAGCGGGCUCAUGGCUUCCAGGAAGGGAGAUCCCCUGGUCCAGCGCCGCCGCCUGCGGUGAAAGCACAAGCGGGCAUGUCGUCCAAGGAGUCGGUGCAGAUGAAUCAUGUGGACGGCUCGUCCAAACAGCAGCAGCAGCAGCAGCAACAACAACAGCCCGGCUUGGACCGAUACGCGCUCGGAACCGAGAGAUCGCGCUUUGAUUAUUCCAGCAUCGGCGCGCACAGGCUUCCGAACGGACUCGGCGGACCGAACGGCUUCCCCAAAUCAGACGACGGACCCCCCGAGCUGAACCGACAGAGCCCUAACUCGCGUCGGAAUCACGGGCUGGUGGCAGUGUCUGGGCAGAUGAGCGUGCCGCCGAACCUCCUCCCGCAGACUCUCCUGAACGGCCCACCAUCAGCGGCGAGCAUAGCCCAGCACAGCCUGUCUGGACGAGCCCCUCCAGCCUCGGCCAGCAUCGGACCGGCGCUUGCGCUCUCCGAGCAAGGUAAAAGACCCGGUUCUGUGUCCAGCACGGACCAAGAGAGAGAUCUAAAAGAGAAGCAGCGUAACGCAGAGGCUCUGGCUGAACUUAGUGAAAGUUUGAGGAACAGAGCAGAGGAUUGGGCAAGCAAACCCAAGAUAGUGAGGGACACACUGAUCACACUUUCCAAUUGCACUCCGUUUGAUGUGAGGUUCAAGAAAGAUCAUUCCCUUCUAGGUAGGGUGUUCGCUUUCGAUGCUAUUUCCAAGCCCGGCAUGGACUAUGAACUGAAAAUCUUUAUUGAGUACCCCAGUGGAUCUGGUAAUGUGUUUUCCAGUGCGUCCGGUGUGGCUAAACAGAUGUACCAGGACUGCAUGAAAGACUUCGGCAGAGGGCUUUCCUCCGGCUUUAAGUAUCUGGAAUAUGAGAAAAAGCACGGCUCUGGCGACUGGAGGCUCCUGGGUGAUUUACUCCCGGAGUCUGUGCGUUUCUUUAAGGAGGGGCUCGGGGGUGAAAUGCUGCCCCAGCCUUACAUCGACGCCAGCUGCCCUCUGCUGCCUUCAGCACUGGUCAACAUGCCCCGGGCCGUGGCGUCGGGCAGUGCGCUCAGGACUGGCGUGCGCAAACGCAAAGCCUCCCCGGAACCGGACUCGGCGGAGGGGGAGCAGCAGAGACAGCAGUGGAUGGCAAGUCAAAGCGAGGCGCUUAAACUGACCAUGGCGUCCGGCUCGUUCGCAGCCUCUCACGGCGGACCUCCGCCCCUGGGGUCGGUGCACUCCAGCCGAGCCACCCCACCCGAAUCGGCCCCACAGAACGGACAGUCCCCCAUGGCUGCGCUCAUGUCGGUCGCAGACACUUUGGGUAACGCGCACUCACCAAAGGACAGCAACUCAGUGCACUCCACCACAUCCACCCGACACAACAGUAGCAGCCCGGUCUCCCCUGCCUCGGUGUCCGGACAGCGGCGUUUGGCCUCCCGGAACGGGGAAAUUAGUCUGACGGGGACGCCUUCCCAAUCGGGUUCGCAUCAGGGCAUGGAUCAGGUGCACCCUCAGAACAUUCCAGACUCACCCAUGGCCAAUAACGGACCUUUGUGUUGUACUAUCUGCCACGAACGUUUAGAAGACACACACUUUGUCCAGUGCCCGUCAGUUCCCAACCACAAAUUCUGCUUCCCGUGUUCCCGGGAGAGCAUCAAAGCGCAGGGGGCCACAGGAGAGGUGUACUGCCCCAGCGGAGAGAAAUGUCCCCUGGUAGGGUCAAACGUGCCUUGGGCUUUCAUGCAAGGCGAGAUAGCGACCAUUUUAGCCGGGGAUGUGAAAGUAAAGAAAGAAAGAGACCCUUAAAUAUAAAUAUAUAUGCUUCCUGCAUCAGAAACAGACAGGUGAAGCGAGUAUAUUUAAGGCUGUCUUAAAACCUAGUGAGCUGCCUACUAAGACAACAUUUAUGGGCAUGACAGAUGCAUUUGAAUGCCCAGAAAUGCUGUCUAAGUGGGCAGCAUGCUUGGUUUUGAGAGACAGCCUACUUGUUGUGAAUAUUGAAGUUACAGAAAUAGUCCAGUGUACAGAGACAUUUGUUUUCCUCCACGAAGGAGGAGGCUGUGUGUGUGGAAACAUUUUUUACGGCACUUUUACGGUUUACGUUAAUGUUUUUAUUCAAUUUCAUACUUAUUUUCCACAUCUACAUGUACAAUCCCAAGCAAAAAAAAAAAAUGUUAUUAAUGAAUACACUUUUUUUGUGGUAGGUAUAACAAAUGAAGUGAGUCUAAGAGAGGGCAUUCUUUGUUUCUUGAUCCUGUCUGUUUUUUUUUGUUGUUGUUUUUUUUAAGUAUGAUCUUUAAAACAGCGAUUUUUAAUUUGUAUCCCGUGAUCUGAGAAUACAGAUAUAUUUUAUUACGUGUUUUCAUUCUCUCUUUUUGCUUUAAAGUUGCACGGACGCUUUAGUAGAGCAAAAAAUACUGUAAAUGAAAAAUGAAAUGCUCUGUUUGUUUAUACAUAUUUCUGUAGUAACAGAAGACUUGUAACGUGCCUUGGAGCUGAGUAAAUUGUAAUAAAUUCAUUGA